AUGGUCUGCGAGGACUUCUACGCCGAGGUGAUCGUUGAGGUGCUCGAGGCGACCACCGAGUGCUACACGGACAUCGCGGACGAGAGUGCGGGCGUUCGCGCUGUCACUGUCACGUCUCGGCCCGUCCUCGACAUCGACCCGACCGCCGUCAUCGCCGCUCGAGUCGACCCAGCGUUCGACCCGGCCAUGUGUGCGCGAGAAGCCCUACGCGGCGCUCUUCGGGCUCGUCCCCGCAUCGAGGACGGGCUCUCAGCUCUCAUGAAGGGCGGCGGGCCGUGUCCGGAGAAGGCCCGCGUCGCCAUCUCCGGCAUGCCGGCAGCCCACUUCACCAUCGCCUCCUCGGUCGCUGCCGCUUCCCUCGCAGUACGAGGUCGGCGUACCGUGUGCGCGUACCUGCUCGAAGGCCUACAACCGCACCGCGGCGGCUUGUCGCAGGCGACCACCGAGUGCUACACGGACAUCGCGGACGAGAGUGCGGGCGUUCGCGCUGUCACUGUCACGUCUCGGCCCGUCCUCGACAUCGACCCGACCGCCGUCAUCGCCGCUCCAGUCGACCCGGCGUUGGACCCGGCCAUGCCUAUCCUCCUCGCCAUCGCCUGCGGCGCCUCCUGGCCGACCGCGGCGAGCGGAAAGGGGGCGACGUGCUGUGCAGAAUACUUCAACAUGGCUGCUCGAAACCACUCUCUCUUCAGCAUUUUCCGGCAGCACUACAUGCGUUUGCUCGACUUCGAGACGUUCGGCGGCUUCGGGGACGGCGUCCGCAGAAUUCUUCGGCAGGCGGCGGACCAGCUGAGUAACAAACUUUCGCACGCUCAGCACCUCGAUGAGGUCACAUGGACCACCAAGAACUGGCACGGGCUGCAGAUGCAGCGCUUGUCUGUCGUCCUCCACACCGCCGUGGCGUGGCAGACGGUGAACGAGCUAGCGUGCGGGGACAGCGGCAUUGUGCACGGAGCUAAGUGCAUUGCCGUUCUUAACGGAGUCGCUUAG
Messenger RNA from Emiliania huxleyi CCMP1516, 990 nucleotides. RefSeq lists its product as hypothetical. The transcript is spliced from 7 exons. Bases 1 to 990 code for a protein of 329 amino acids. The record is from RefSeq and is a predicted model, not a curated record. NCBI's taxonomy places the organism in Eukaryota, Haptophyta, Isochrysidales, Noelaerhabdaceae.